AUUCCUUCAAAAAAAAUGCUUUCUUCUUCAUAAUCAAGCUCACAUGAAUCUCUAACCCCAAACCUUUUCUUUUUAUACAGUGAAAAUUUGCUUUUGGAAGAUCAAGCAUGGGUAACUAUGUUGCUGCACUCGCAUGCCCUUCAUCCGGUACGUCCGGAAAAGUUAUUUUAUGGGACGGAUCGGUGAAGGAGUUUAGUUUCCCUUUGACGGUGGCGGAGCUGAUGCUUGAGCAUCCGAAACAGGUGGUUGCGGAGUUCCAGGCGGCGGUGAAUCAGAAGAGACCGGUUCCGUUGCCGGCCGAUCAAGAACUCGACGUGAAAAAGGUUUACGUGAUGCUACCCGUCAAACGAGGGAAGCCCACCGCUUUGUCUUCUUCGGAAGGUCGUCGUGUGCUGUUGAGUGCGAACUCGGUGUUGAGAUCGAAAUCAUUUCUACAGUCAUCGAAGUUUCUCCCUCUGUUCGCUAGGAUUUGCCCUGCAAGUGAUGUUCACGAGAUGGGACAUAAAAUCCCAUCGCAGAAGAAGGAAAACAGCGGUGAGAUUCAUGAAGAAGUUCGAUGUUUAACAGAGUUUUUGCCGGAAUCGGUUGAAGGUAGGCCGGAGUAUUUGAUUAGGCAAUAUUCAGGCAAGGGGUGGAAGCCAAGCUUGGAUACUAUAAAGAAAGCUGGUUUAGAGAAACGUUAAGGUACCUCAUUGGCUGUUUUGAUUUUGAAGCUUACAAUAACAGCUAGCUCUAGGUUUCUGUAAUUUUUUUUCCUUCCGCCAUUGUUAAAUACAUGUUAAUUCUCUGAAGAUCUUGGAUACUAUAACUUGUUACUGUUAGGGCAGUCUUCUACACUGUGCAAUUAUGUUCAUAUCAUUACAGAGAACAACUUUGUUUGAUUAUCAAA
This is a messenger RNA of Hibiscus syriacus, 889 nucleotides long. RefSeq lists its product as uncharacterized. NCBI's taxonomy places the organism in Eukaryota, Viridiplantae, Streptophyta, Magnoliopsida, Malvales, Malvaceae. The record is from RefSeq and is a predicted model, not a curated record. Bases 108 to 683 code for a protein of 191 amino acids. The transcript has a single exon.